Messenger RNA from Aureobasidium pullulans EXF-150, 578 nucleotides. RefSeq lists its product as uncharacterized. The annotation marks the transcript as partial. Lineage: Eukaryota; Fungi; Ascomycota; Dothideomycetes; Dothideales; Saccotheciaceae. The transcript has a single exon. The record is from RefSeq and is a predicted model, not a curated record.
AUGGUCAUACCCAGUCUAGGCAACACGCGCAAGCCUGCCAUCGGAGAAGCUCUUGACCCAGAGAAUCCACCAAAGAUCCCAUUCACUUGCCGAUGCAAAAUCUGCUGCCACCAGUACUUUCCCGCCACUAUCGAAGUCAAUGAUAAAGAGGCACAUCAGCUGAUCACAUCUCUUGUGGUUGACGCUCGUCAAGAUCUGGAUUUCCUUCGACGAACCAUCGCUGAACACGCCGACUACCUCGUUACACGUUGGAAGAAGAAGUCUCGCGAGAAGCGUUCUGUCUUCUUGUCGGAAAAUGUCGAUAUCUUUAACAAAAAGUUCGCUGCUGUACAUCUCCUCCACAUGCGCAGCAGCCCGGAGAACUGCGACUACACCUCAGAACUCAUGCAGUCUCUGGAAGGUCUGGGUGAUGAAAGGGUAAAGGCCAAGCUCGCAGGCGCUCUUCACCAGAGCAGAGUCAAGAAGAUGAUUUCCGCCUAUCAAGAUACUUGGCUCCUGCCCUACCUCGACUCCGACAUGCUGUCCGAAGACUCAUCGCUCCUACUCGCGCUACUGCACCACCGAACUUCACAUGAGCC